Somion occarium is the source of this 3397-nucleotide messenger RNA. NCBI's taxonomy places the organism in Eukaryota, Fungi, Basidiomycota, Agaricomycetes, Polyporales, Cerrenaceae. The record is from the annotation of a GenBank genome assembly.
UCCUCUAAACACUUAUAUCGCGCCAAGUUCCAUCCGAACCAAUCCAUACGGGCUGGUUACUAUGGUAAAAAAACAACAUGGAUCCUUAUCAAUUCGGCAUAUGAAGUUCAUACGACAAAACAAACGCACUGGACAGUUGCUUACAAUUAUACGCACAAGAAGCAGAGAAGAUCGAAAGAACGAAUGAACCUUUCGACAAAGGUCAGUAUUCAAGGUGCCAGGGGUCUUUGUUGCUUAUUAUGGAGGCCGGUCCCAUGACACCUUGUAUGAUCAGGCACAGUAAGCACAGCCAGAAAAAGAGAUGCGGACUCAGACUGAGAUGAAAUCAUGCGGUACUUGCACUCGAUUUUCUGUUUUCCUCCUUACUCUUUCCCUCGUCCCUUUAUCUCCGUAUCAGAGCUACGGCUGCCACAAUCACCACGACGACGACGACAACGACAUACCCUAGGUGCCCAGGCUAGAUCUAGCGAGUAGAUGGCACUCAGACACAAGAACUCUCUUGACAUUCGACUUGCGGAAUCGGUGGUCUUUUUACGUGCUGGAGAUGCAACAGGAAGGUUCAGACAUCCCGUCAGCGAACCGCCCGCUAUGUUGCGCGGUCUGCUCGUUCUGAACCUUGUCAAACCGACAAAGAUUACCAGUAUAGAGGUGGAACUCGUUUGUAAGACGAACACCUCCUGGCCUGAAGGCGUCGGUGCUAGACGAAUAGACAUAUCAGAAGAACACAAAAUAUACUCACAAGCUUACGUUUACUUCGACGCAACCUCCGCAUCGUCAUCCUCACAUCGUCGAACCCUCUCCGUUGGACCUGGCAUUGCUCUUGAUCAUGAAGACGAAGAACAUUCAGAAGACUCUUCGCUCAAUCAUCAUGACAACCGACCCUCAAUCACCCAAUCGCAAAAUCCCAGUCGCACACAACCAGAGUGGGAACGCAGAGGACGUGGGUUGACAAGAAGCGCUACGCGAGGACGUCCACCUGCAAGACAUAUGAGCGUAGACCAAACGACUUACCAGUCAGAUUACGUUGUUCACCGCGAUAUUCAAUAUCCUACUCCGCCGUACUCCCCAAGGGAGUCGCCAGCAUCUACUCCAGGGCAUUCGUUAAGUCGAAGAACGUCCCUGUCUCGUCCGUCACCUAUGGACACCGUGGAUGAGCUUCAGGAGAGUUCUGUACAGACGAUUGAUGGGUUGCCUAGGAUGCUUAGGACGAACAUGAUUUCUGAUUCUGAAUCGAGCCUCACACACCGCCGUUCCUCAUCUCUACAUCCGGACUCUGAUUCGCUUAGAGUCCAGUCCCCCACAGAAUCAGACCAGCUAAGCCCCUACCCUUACGACAACUCUGCUGAGUUUGUACUGGGUUCCAGCACAGGUCGAUCCGUGAACACCGAUCCUGGAACAUAUUCACCCUCACGCACAUUAUCUUCCCGCCCCACAUCCCCCACCGUCGUCCGAAACGGUUCUAAUUCUACUCUCAACAAUGAAGACUCCCAUGCUCGCGGCAGAAAUUCCAAAAGAUUCAAUCUCGCAAACGUCUCUACGGCUUUUCUCGAUGCAGUGAAAGAUAGGGUGAGGAGUGUGAGCCAUAAUGAGAGUGAUUUGGCAACACCUACGACUGUGCGAAAUAGGCAUGAUAGAGAGGUUACGCCGGUGAGGGAUAUGACACCUGUAAGGGAAGUGACACCUAUUCGGGAUCCAACGCCUUCAAGAACUCAGACAAGAGAUCAGAGUAGAGGAAGACGAAUGAGUCCGGAUAGAAGGAGAACGUCAGAGGUUGUUCCCAACGGAUCUGCGAAGGAGCCGGAUCACCAUAGAUCGGCAUUUGGAAUCGUGGGCGAGGUGCUUGGAUUGGAUGCGGAGGAUAAGAAGCAGUAUGGAGACGGUUGGAAGGAGUACAAAUCAGGAGUUUACACAUACCCAAUAUCUUUUGCGAUACCCGUGACAUCCUCACCCUCAAUAUCUUGCGAAUACGGCUCGGUCGUCUGGCAUCUCAAAGCUGUCGUCCACCGUCCAGGAACAUUCAAAUCGAAACUUUCCGCUACUCAGGAAGUCACUGUCGUUGCGUGUCCCGGUGAAGACGAUACAGAGGAUACAGAGAGUGUUAUUGUGGAAAGACAGUGGGAUGACCAGAUGCAAUACCUCAUAUCAAUUUCGGGGAGAAGCUUUUAUAUUGGGGGCACUAUACCCGUCAGUUUGACUUUUGCACCGUGGACGAAGAUGAAGGUAUACAAGUUAUCAGUCGUCAUUGAAGAGCGCGUCGAGUACCUCACCCACUUUAAACGCGUCGCGCGGACAGACUGUAUCAAUCGAAUAUCCCUUCUUAACCUUGCACCAGCCCACAAAGAAAUUCCGCUCCUUCCACUCCCGUUCGAUGAUCUUGACUCAUUCAGGAACUCACCUCUUCAUGAACUCGUUGGUCCAGACGACGACCCGUCAGAGGUAGCUUCUCACUUCCUUGGUCCCGGUCCCUGGCAACUUCAAACCGAGGUCGCUCUGCCAAAGAGUUGCACUCAGUUGCAUUUCACGAACAAAAACAAGAGGAGCAAUAUCUUGAUUUCACACUUGUUGAAGGUGAUCUUCAGAGUCCAGAGAGGGGAUGAGAGGGAUGUGGAUCCUACUAGUGGGAGGCGGAAGAUGUUUGACAUCGUGGUGCAGACGCCCAUCCACAUUCUUUCAUGCCUAUGCAGUCCAGCGUACACCUCCCUACCACCAUAUUCAGGCAACCUUGCAUCUGCUUCCGACGCUCAUUAUCUGUGUGACCGAAGCAACAGACUCCAUACCUCGAUUGGCUGUACUAGCCCUUCGCUCCCUAUUUUGCCCAACGGGCACUCAUCUACCGCAUCACUCACAUCCGGUGCAUUGUUGCACCCACAUCCUAGUCUGACGAGUACGCAUUCAACACAGACCACUCAUCCACAUCGCUGGCAGCUCGGUCGUCACGCUUCAGUCCAAUCCGCCUCGAGUUACUCGUCAGAUCAUCCAUCUGGUCAUACCUCCCCCGUACCCUUCUCUCCUGCCUAUAACCAGUUCGAACGCCUUAUGACGGGUCAGGAGACCGAAUUGGGAGAAUCUCCGCCGGCGUACGAGGACGUUGUUCCUCCAUGAUUUCUUUAUAUUGUAUAAUUGUACUUAUAGGGUCCAUUUAUGUGCCUUCACACCGCUCACUUGGGGACUGUUCGUUAAUUUUAUUCUUUAAGUGAUAGGAUGUAGAAUACGACCUUGUAUUAUCUGGCUCGGUUCUCGUGUUCUCACUCUUCGGUAUAAUGCAAAUGGUUACUGUGUCAAGAAGUCAAGAAGUAGUCUACAGAAUUAAUCUAUGGCAGAUUCAAGAAGAUACAAGAUGAUAUACGUAUAAAACAUGGAGACAAGAACAACAUGUUGGCUGUACUCAGAAUGAACU